Messenger RNA from Melopsittacus undulatus (budgerigar), 4610 nucleotides. RefSeq lists its product as uncharacterized. Lineage: Eukaryota; Metazoa; Chordata; Aves; Psittaciformes; Psittaculidae. The coding region runs from base 385 to 2697 and encodes 770 amino acids. The transcript has 7 exons. The record is from RefSeq and is a predicted model, not a curated record.
AUGUUAGUUUGCACCCCGCCACUGGUCUGACUGGUAUUUCAAUUAGAAAAACGCAGGCAGAUUUCUCCUAGAGGCUAAAGUUCAUGUGGAGUCUCUGGUGAAACAAGAUCCUGGAGUACGUACCCUGGAACUGGGCAAUGAUUUGUAACUUUUUUUUAAUUCUCUGUCUGGCCAGAACGUUGUAAAUCUGGCGCUCACUUGUUAGCUUCACGCUAAGCAGCAAUAAUGUCCACAGUGUUUUAGUCCUGAUAAUUCUAAUUACUGAAGCACUGAAGAAGCUGAAAGCUGAGAAGAUGGACAAGGCUGGCCUCAGGUCCUGCCCAGCACAUGGGACUCUCUCUUUGUACCCCUGAACCAUAAUUCUCUUGUUUGCCAAGGCCAGCAAUGGAAGCAACAGCCAAGGUGUAUUAUUCCUGUGGUGCAGUGGUGGAAUCAAUGGAAAGAGGCCUGAUUUUAUCACCAGGUUUUCCAAACAACUACUACCCAGGGACACACUGUGUUUGGCAAUUUUUCAUUCCCAUGAGAACCCAUCUUAUCUUGGAAACUUUUGACUUUGACAUUUUUGAGAGCUCUAGUGAAACUUCAACCCCCUGGGAUGGCUUUUCAGCCCCCACUAAAACAGGAAACAAAGACAUUCCUUCUCUUGAGGAAAACCUGGAUUUUGAUCUCCAUACUACAAAACCAUCCCUUGGAGGGACCUGGAUGUCAAAGGUGGUUCAGAAUCUGAGCAGCACAGGAGAUCAGUCAAAGGACCUUCCUAGUCACCUGGAUGACCUUCCAGGGACAACCUCAAAAAAAGAUGAAGCCAAAAAAGCAUCUGAAGAAAACCAGUCGAAGCAGAUGAAGGAACCUAAAGCAAUUACCAAGACUCAAACAGAAGAACUGCCAUUCCCUGUGGCUGGCAGUGCCACAACGCAGAAGCAAAAUACCAGUGGCCUGGAAACAGAUUUGAAGGAGAAAAUCUUGCUUGCCCACCUAGCUGCUAGUAAGGGAGAUGAAGUUACAGUAGAGAGCCAGACUUUUCCCACAGCAGUAUUGCCUGUGGAAAUAUCCUCCAGCCCACAGUCAGCAGUGGAUAUAUGUCCCCAUGAUGUACUAUAUGUUUCUGAUCUCAUCACAUUUUCCUCUCGCUUCUGUGGACCAAACUCACCUUUAAACAAGACUAUGGUCUUUGGUUCAUCUCUGGAAAUGGUUGAGGUUAUCAUGGAACUGAUCACCACCACAGACCGAGGCCGAGGCUUUGCAAUGCUCUUUGAAUACAAGAACAUCACCGAACCCAACACUGUAGAUGCCGUGAGGCAGGGGAGAAAGGAAAAUACAAUGACGCUGGCAAUUGUAAUAGGGCUCGCCUUCUUUGCACUUGCUUUGCUCUCUGCACUCUGCAUAACUUGCAGACAGAGAAUGUGCCCCAAAAGGAGCUCAUCCAACACAUGCAGUGACCAGGAGAACAGGAUCCAGAACUCCACUGUUGAUAUCAAUGAGCUCCAGCUGGUGGUGCCAAACCGGGAGAAUGAAAACAACAACCACUCUGUGAGCCGGGAGCAGGCGGUCACUUCCUGCAUAGGCAGCACAGAACGGUCUCCUCAGGACACUGACCCAGAUGUGCCCUCCUCCAUAUCUGCAGUGACCACUGAGACUGGGAGUGAUGAAGUAUUUAUUAUUUCUGCUGGACCUGGUACUAGUGGGCUGAGCUUUACCACCUACAGAAUACAGGACAAAAAUCUAAAAAGAAGCGUCACGAGCCCAGCCUCAGUGUCUGACUGGUUGGCUUCUAAUCACACAGCUGCAGGAGCAGACACUGUUGAGAAGGGGAAUGCCCAGCUGGAAAAUCACUGUCCCAGACAACGCACAUGGAGUGCCCGCACUUUCCACGACUUCCUGGCUCCAAUACCACAGCUACAGAAAAAGUGGUGUAGCUGGACCACUAACAGUCCCUUCACAAAGCUGGUUGACAACAGUGGUUUUCCUACAACUGCAAGAUCUCAAGGUGCCUCAACCAGAAAAGUAAUCUCAGCCACUGAGAUAGAGGGAGCAUCAGGGACCAUUUACUCCGAUUCAUCUGCCAGUAAUGCUUCAUACCCCCUCACUCUGUCCGCACAAAGGCAGCGGAAGCUAAGCUCCUGCAAUUUGAAGAAAUCCAGGUUUGGGAACCCUUAUUUUGGAUUUUUAGCCAGUUCCCCUGACAGCAAACAUGUGAGGUCCUUGGAUCCAUCAAGACAUCUAGGGGCAACAUCUCCAGUUAAUAGCCAAAGCCCCAGAAAUCUUCUAGACAGCUCCAACCCACUGAAAAUCAACUUGGUCAAUGGUUCCAAAACGAAGGAACUUAUGUUAGAAACAGACAAAACCAAACCAGUUUUUGUUAUUUCUGAAGAAGGGGAUGAUCAGCAGCCUCUGGUCCUAGCAGAACACCUUAGUCAAUGUGGAGAUCAUCUGUCAGAGCAAACUGCUGUGUAUGCUCCAGCUGUGCCAGAUAAACAGCCAAUGGUUCUGACUGUGGAGGGAAACAGUUCUGCCAGCUUCAUGUCAAAUCUUCCCCUUUGGGCAAAAUCCCCCAGUUUAUACAAAGGUCAUGUGAAGGCCCCAAGCUCUUCCAGGGAACAGCAGAGCUCGUCAGCUGAGGAUGCUAAUACUACUGAGACCUCACAGAACUGUGAUACCAUAGCUGCUCCUACACUAAGCCAAGCUUCAGUCCAGUGAUGCCCUCAGAAAGACUGAGACAUCAGUUCACAAAAACAGAGACAACAGGGACAUGAUGAGAGUGGAAGCUGUGCCAAGCAGUUGAGCAUGGCAGUCACAGAUGGAUGCAACUUCGUUAAAAACGGUGUUUGCUUCCCAUCUGCUGGGACUGAGAUUAUGAUGAUGCAUACAAUAGCAUAGCACAAAUUCAACCUUUUCGUAUGUUCACAACCUCAUCUCUGUUCUUCUGCAUGGAAUUUUGAUGUGGUUUAUACAAGAAAGUAUCCUCUGAAAAAGUACUUCAGACUGCAGAAAACCUUUUCUGGAAUGAGAAAUGAAAGUCAUCUGACAUGGUUACACCAUGGUUUAUAUUUGAAAUGUCAAUCAGUCCUCUGCCAUUGUGGUAUCAUUCGAAUCUUUCUGUUGGGAGCUCUGAGUUAAAUUUUGUUUAUAGCUAUGCCUGUACAAUCCAAGCCUUGCCAAGCCAAGGGUAAGAAUUUAAUCAUGCAUGUUUGCGCACAGUUUUGUAAACUUAAUUUUAAGCAUUUCAUAACUUCUGUACUUUAGCACAAUUUACCAAGGAUUAGCAUCUCUAGUAUUACAAACAAUGAUUAUUUCAUAUCCUAACUCUUUAGAGAAGCAUAUGGACAAGCUAAGCAACCCAGUACUGGAUGCUAGUUCUAUAAAAGUCUGAUGUAGCUUUAUCUUUGUUAGAUCUACAUAGGCUUAAACCACCUUAGUCCACUACAUUUUUAAGUGACUCCUCAUGGCAACAGGAGCAUGUGUAUAGAAACACUGAAAUACUAGGGAUAGUUUUCAGCAUCCAACACUUGGGAUAUUUGCAGCUGCUCUGAUGCUAUAUCCACCAGCUAUUUAUUGCUGGUAACGCACAUUGCCUAGAGAACUAUUUCACUUCCUUUAGCAGGCAGGACUUAAAAAUAAAUGGGGCAAACUUUGAGUGCUCACUUUCUUUAGGAAUGGACUAUUAAGUGGUUGUGCCUCCCUGGUUACAAAUACAGGGCAUUCAAUUGAAUGCUGAACCAAAGGGAAGCGUGCUAGUCCUAUUGCCUUCACCCCAUCAGUAUUUUAAUUGCCUCCUGGUCAUGUUUUCCUGUCUUUGCAAGAAAAUCCUGCAUGUUCAGCCCACAACUUAGAAUUAUUUUGCUUUCUUAAAUGAAAGAAAUUCCUUAUGAAGCUGUAUUUUGCAGCUGAAACAGCACAUUGUUUUAAAGCAAUAGUAUGCCAUAAAACAGGUGUCAGAAAUAUCUUCCAUACAAAUCUUCCCCUAUAUUAGGUACAGUGCAUUGAGUUAUCUUAAUCCUUCUAUGUGAAGGCAUUUAAGUCUGAGUCCUGAAAUAUUUAAAUGAAUUAUUUAUGAUUUCACCUUCUAUUACAGCUUCCAUUUGCCACCUGUUAAUGUCUGAGAUAUGCAACACAAGACUGCUGGUUUUACCUUAUACUUUGAGUGUGUGUUUACAUGUCUACGUAGGCAUAGGAGCUUUUCAUCUGGCAGCAGUGGAAGCAAAUACAUAUAUGCCCUUUAGCAGUUGACUCAAACAUGAACAGCAAACAAGUCUCUACAUUUGUUAUUACCAGCCUGUGUUGAGUAGUUUUGAAGCACGAAGGUCUGGCUCCAAGUUGGUUUCUUUUGUUGUUGUUGAAUUGGCUUUUGUCAUUGUUGUUUUUUAAUUAAUGCUAUCUGAUUCAAAGGGAAGAGUUAAUAUAUUUAUGAUUUAAGAAAAUGUUUAGAUGUCUUCAGUACUCUAAUAAUAACUUCCAUUUCAUUAAAUUCAUAUACACUGUAAUUCAGAGUCAAUGUUCUGUUACUUCUUACAUUUCUAAAGAUUGAAGUACUGAAAUCAACUUUUGAAAAGUAUUUGUUCAGUUAUUGACAAUAGCUACAUUUGAAGGGCUGGAAAAAGUGACUUUUUCAA